CCGACAGAUGAUGACGGCCGGUCUCUCUCCUCUCACGUUCAGUCAACAAUGUCGCCAGCCGUGACAGCGGCACUGGCCGUUCUAAGCCUCUGUCCACUCUUCGCCCAUUGUCUCGUCGAUAACGUCAACGUGAUCUGGUACGAGAAAGACAGCCGAGAACCGCAAUAUUACUACCGCUCCAACCAAGACGUUCCAGACGGUCUCAAGGCCACGACGAAGAUCAUCGUCAACCAGCGCAUCGCCAGACUUCAGCAGUACAGCUACGAAGGCUUCGACAACCUUACGGAGCUCCGCAUCGACUUCUGCAAAGUCAAGGAGAUCGAGCCUGGAGCAUUCGACCUCUUAAAACCCCUGGAAACUCUAACAUUAUGCGGCAACAACAUCGCCGAAAUCGACAAGGGAGUCUUCAACAACGUCCAAGUGCAACACCUGAACCUCUCCAAGAACUACAUAACCUACAUCCACCCACAAGCCUUCGACAACAUCACCUCCUUGCAAAACAUCGUCUUAGACUACAACCAGCUGAAGUGUUGGAGCUCUGCAUGGUUUCGCAAUACCCCUCUCCUCUUAAACCUCUCCUUUCGCCACAACCUCUUCGAGGAGCUCCCAGACAACGCCUUCACCAACUUCCGCACCGAGAUAAAGACCAACUCCUCCCAACUAUCUCUGGAUUUCGGCUACAACAGGAUCCAUCUGAUCCACCCUCGAGCCUUCAAGUGCGUGGACAAGCUGGACGUCUUGAAUCUGGAGUACAACAAGCUGUUGAUGUUGAAGGUGGAGACCUUUAGGAACGUGACGAGGAUUGGGCAUCUGAUCCUGAAGGGUAACCCGCUGACUUGCUUCCCCAAGGAGCUGCUGUUGGUCAUCUUGGCGAAGGUGCAGUAUCCGGCGAUCUAGAGGGCCGGGGUUUCAACGUGCAGACACUGCCAUCUGAAGUACAAAUUGAUCGUUCAUUGUGUUCAAAUAUGUAGAUGUUUAGUCGACCGAAAUAGAUGUGUAUGUUUGUGUUUUUUUUGUCCUCGAUUUGCCUCAAGGUGGUAAUCGAAGUAUUUAUUUAUUUGUUUAUUUUUGAUGUAGAAGUUAUAUUUGACGGUCAGAGUUUGAUGUGACGUCUGUGAGAAUAAAAUAUUAGUUGUA
Messenger RNA from Harmonia axyridis, 1137 nucleotides. RefSeq names its product carboxypeptidase N subunit 2-like. The record is from RefSeq and is a predicted model, not a curated record. NCBI's taxonomy places the organism in Eukaryota, Metazoa, Arthropoda, Insecta, Coleoptera, Coccinellidae. Gene Ontology annotation, molecular function: protein binding. Gene Ontology annotation, cellular component: extracellular matrix. The transcript has a single exon. Bases 49 to 897 code for a protein of 282 amino acids.